This is a messenger RNA of Fusarium vanettenii 77-13-4, 1698 nucleotides long. RefSeq lists its product as uncharacterized. The transcript is spliced from 2 exons. Bases 1 to 1698 code for a protein of 565 amino acids. The record is from RefSeq and is a predicted model, not a curated record. Lineage: Eukaryota; Fungi; Ascomycota; Sordariomycetes; Hypocreales; Nectriaceae.
AUGACUGCAAGCAACCCGACGCGGACUACGGUCUGGCUGGGGCUUGCUCUGCUGUUUUCCGGGCUCACUACAUCUGCCAGGGCAGGCAACAUAGCAGAGGCUUGCGCAACGUAUACCGGUGACCUGGAAAUCGCCAACCUCACGGAUUUUGUUAACCUGACGGGCAUCGAGAGAAUUGAUGGCGAACUGAAAUUCGACAACUCCCUUGCCGUUCAAGACGGUGCCACCAUCUACAGCUCGACCCUCAAUAACAUCACUGGAGGGUUCCUGGUCUAUGGCCCUUCAGAAGCCGAUCGGCCUUACGGGUGGCUGAACGUGUCGCUGCAGGCCCUGCAGGAGGCCUACUCCAUCGGUGUCUACGGACCAUGGGCCCGAGUGCUGCUGGACACGGCUCCGGAGCUGAAUGUUACGGACGCCUUUAUUGUCCAUGGAGCUGACAUGAUGCAAGCUUCUGAUCUCUACGUGAACGCCACUUACGUGUGGUUUCUCCAAGUGACCGACAUUGACUUCUUGUCGGACAGCGUUCUGACGUCCUCAACUGAUCGGGUCGGGUAUGUGGUCGUGAAGGGCAACAAAGGACUGAAGCAGGUACAGCUCGAGAGCCUUGAGUAUGCCAGAUAUGCCAUCAAAAUCUUUUCCAAUCCAGAUCUCGACAACAUUUCAAUGCCACUCACCAAUGCGAGCUUUGUGCAAAUCCAAAACAAUGGCCGCGAUGCAGUGGCCUCCCUUCCGGAGCUGGAGUUUCUCGGAAAUCGCAGCCACGAAUCCUCCAUGAUUUCUGCUAUGGGCGCAGGCGCCGUCUUCCAGGACUUGAUCGACAUCAGCCUUCCCAAGCUGAAGCAAGUCCACGGCGACUGGAGGUUCUUCGGGAAGCUGAACUUCACAUCAAAUCUAUUCUCAGAACUCUACCUCCCGCGCCUCGAGACAGCGAACUGUACCUUCGGCAUCGACGACAAUGUUGCACUGAAUGACCUCUGGCUGCCCCGUCUCGACUAUGUCAAAGACCUCGAGAUCCACGCGAACCCACGCCUACGCAAUGUGACAGCGAACCUCCUCAAGACGGCGGACAAGAUUAACAUGACGGGCCCCUUUACCAACGUCGAGUUCUUCAGCGUGGAGACGGUGACGGGAGAUUUCUACCUCGUCGGGGAUGACACGAUGGACUGUUCAUGGUUUGACGAACACUUUCUGAACAAUAUUGUCCAGGGCUCAUACAAGUGCGUUGGCAACCAUACCAAGCCUGAGACGGAGCGGAAGCCCAGCACGCCGACGGAUGAAGCUCAGCUGGAAGCUUGGGGGUCGGGUAAAGAUGGUGGUAGCGACAGUGGCGACGACACCGGAGACCAAGAGGGCUCGAGCUCCGGAGACAGUUCCAAUGGAGGAAGUGGAGGAGGUCUCUCAACUGGAGCGAAGGCGGGCAUUGGAGUUGGUGUUUCCGUCGUGGCCUUGGCCUUGAUACUUGGCGCUUGGUUACUCUAUCGCAAGAAGAAAGCACAGAGAGCACCCGAAGCUGCGCCAACCGUUGACCCGGGGUUCCAAAAGGCUGAACUUGAUGGAAAUGCCAACCCAACUCCUGUGGGUAUGGAGAAAGAUGAGAGCAAAAUGGGCGUCACAGAAACGGUACAGGUUGGGGAGCUGCCUGAUUCAGGGAAGGUCGAAUUGCCCGCUAGAACGGCGAGGGUCGAACUCCCAGCUUGA